AUGCAAAAACAAGAACAGUGGCUAGCUACAAAGCUAUCCUCAUGUAGUAGCCCUACAAAAGAAGCAAAUGGUGGUGAGUACCCCAUUCCCCAUGAUAUUAAGAAGAAGACAAAAUCGCUUUUAUCACUCCCAAUAUAUCCUGCUUCACCACAGCUAAUUAAUUCCAAUAUAACAGUUUUUGAGAAGUAUGUAAGGAAGUUGGUACAGUCGCGUAGGGCUAUUGAACUCUCCUCUACCCCCACUCAAAAGGACAUGUGGCUGGAGAGACAAAACAAAGCCCACCAUUGUACCUUACCACAUACAAGAAAAGCAAGGUGCUCGUGA
Molecule: messenger RNA, 324 nt
Organism: Sphenostylis stenocarpa
Lineage: Eukaryota; Viridiplantae; Streptophyta; Magnoliopsida; Fabales; Fabaceae
Source: the annotation of a GenBank genome assembly